AUGUCUCCGGCGAAUGAUCAGCAUGACGCCCUUACCUUGUUGAAUCCACCGGCAGUGCCCAGUCUCUUGGAUCUGCAUGAGCCGCCAACGUCCGCUCAUCUCCCAAUAAAUGCGGGCAUGAAUAUCUCAGGGAGCUCUACGAUUCCUGCCAAGACACGCGGGCUCUUGGAACAAAGGCGGAACCCGCCAACGUCCAGGGAACUGGCCGUCAGCACAGAUCGGACGCAAGGUGGAUCGUUCGUGGACCUGCAGAUCAUCCGUGUCCACAGCCCUUGUCAUCACAUCUCGGUUCAGGACCGAAGCAGGAUCAAGGCUCAUGCUAUGCGCCAAGUACACGAGAGAAGACGUACUUCGAAGAAAGGUCCUCUUUGGGCCUUAGCCGGCCAGGCGACUCAGAGAUCUACCGAGCUCCAGAUUCAACGCCCGAAAACCCAUGCUGACACAAAUGGCAACCCCAGCAGCCAAGGGACAGGUGCUCCUCUGGCGAUAUCAUCGCCGUUCGAACGUACAUCGCAGGGUGUCACUCUUGUCUGUGUUCAUUGCGGUCUUUCGAGAUUUCCCAGAAACCACGACUCUGACUACUUCGACAUCGAAUAUGACGGCUUGCCCAACGCUCCCUUGGCAGAGUCUUUUGAUGUUUUUGCUACCACUUUGGCACCGAUCACCCAUCGUGUUCAUGAAUUACUUAAUCACUACCUGGAAAUUGUUGCUCCUGUGUUAAAUCCCCCGCUCUACGGGACAACCAACAAAAGCGUGGCAGCGUUUACCUUGAUUGAUAUACUUAGGGGUAUGGUCAACGAUGAAGGUUGCAUGCACGCUAUCGUUGCAGACGCAGCCUGGGAAAUAUCUGCACGACGGCUUAAAAAUAACGAACUCGAAGAAGCUGCGCGAUCGCAACGGGAAGCUGGCUUUCACUUCUUCGAAGCUGUGAAAUUUUUGCAACGUAGAUUGGAAAAUUCGAAAGAAGCUCUGAGCUGUUCGACUAUUGUCACAAGCUGCCACCUGGCAGGAGUUGCGGUAGGUUACACUUUAGGCGCUUUCGCUUACCAAGAUGUUGACGGAGAACGCAUUCCACAGACCAAGGGCGGCAAGGAACAGUUCGCUGCGCAUCACAACGGCAUCAUCAGAAUGGUUCAAAUGAGAGGAGGAAUUGACACACUUCCUCGUCAGGCUGCAUACCAUGUCUCAAAAGGUGAUGGUCUAAUGGCUUGGAUGCGGAACAAGCCUCCAUUUCUGCCGCUGUUCAGAAGCAGGUUUUAUCGCGGAGGCAAAUUGACAGCCGAAGCAAAGACAAUGAUUCAGACCUUUCGCAAAUCAACCGUGGACGAUCAUCUUCAGGAGUUUUUGGGUGAACAUCUCGCAGGUGUGGAAGACUGCUUGCAGAAUCUAACGCAGUUGGUCGAGCUCAACAGUCAUUCUCCCCGCAGAGUCACAUCGGCGAUGAGAGAGUUUGGAGAGGACACUUAUGCCAAAGUACAGCACAACAUUGUAUCGUUUUCAAUUUCGCCGAGGGAUGUCAACGUCUCGCCACAUGGCCAUCGUCAGGACGCAUGGCGAGUAGCGGCUCUUAUCUAUCUCAACAGCGCUAUUCGAAGAGCCCCCUCGAAGUACCUGCUACAGUCGAUGACCGCACGGCUGGUUGCAGCACUACAGUCCUCGGAUAUGGCUACCCUCUGGGGAUCCCACCGCACAGUUUUGUUUUGGGUCCUCUUUAUUGGGUAUCUCGGAUCCAACGGGCAAACGGAACAAAUCUGGUUCGCAGUCAAAAUACACCAAGUGGUCCAGGCAGAAGGGUUCCAGACGCUGGGUGAGAUGCGAACGGUUCUCAGGAGGUUUCUAUACCGAGAUAAUAUGUAUGAUAGGCUACUCAAGGAUCUAUGUGGAGCCCACCUUGACAUGCCCCUGCCCAGCUGUCCCUGA
Messenger RNA from Exophiala spinifera, 1920 nucleotides. RefSeq lists its product as uncharacterized. The record is from RefSeq and is a predicted model, not a curated record. NCBI's taxonomy places the organism in Eukaryota, Fungi, Ascomycota, Eurotiomycetes, Chaetothyriales, Herpotrichiellaceae. Bases 1 to 1920 code for a protein of 639 amino acids. The transcript has 3 exons.